CCUUGGCGCUCUACCAAAGGUCCUCCUGUUUUGUUGGGCGAAGCAAUGGCAAAAUGGCAGUCAAAUCAAAACGAAUGCCUAAUUCCAUUCAUCUUCACUCCCUUCUCCAAAAUUUCAGGGUCCUUAUCCUUUCCACCAUUUCCAAUCCCAAUUCAACGUCCACCAUUCUUCAUCAUCCACACUCUCAACCUAUUCGUCCAAAUUUUGUUGGUACUCAGAUAACCAAUUUUAUCCUCAUAAUUUUGAUCCUAAACCUUGAUACUAUCAUCAUCCUCUCUUUCUCUUUCUCUUUCUCUUUAAUGUAUCUAGUUUUCAUGCCGCAUUGAUACAUUUAUAAUUGUUCAUUUUAUCAUACUCUGUUCGCCCUUCGCGCAGAGGCCGAUUGGGGAAUUGAUCUCAACUUGCUCGUCGCGUGGGGCAGAAACACACAGACUCGACAUCAUCAUUCUCCUUGGAUAACACGGAUACUUUUUGUUGUUUGAUAAGUAUAUUUAGUUUGGGGCACCUGAUUGCCCAAAUUUGAUCAUGAUGAUGAUGAUGAUAAGUCCGUGCACUUUCCUAUGUUGGAUCAUACUUACAACCCCCUUCACCGUUCAUGUGGUGCUUUCGAAAACUGAUCCCCGCCAAGUUUCAGCCCUCAAUGACAUGUACCAGUAUUUGAAUCCCCGCGACAAACUUGCUGGAUGGAAAUCAAAUGGAGGAAAUCCUUGUGAUGAUUCUUGGAAGGGUAUCACGUGCUCCGGUUCAGAUGUUACUGAAAUUAAUCUAUCUGGCUUGGGGCUCACCGGAUCACUAGGCUUCCAGCUUGAUAAGUUGGACAAAGUUACCUACUUUGAUGUGAGCAAAAACAACCUGAAGGACAACAUACCAUACCAACUUCCUCCUCACACACAACAGCUAGAUCUUUCUGGAAAUCAAUUCACUGGAACUGUGCCUUAUUCAAUUUCUCAGAUGGCUGAUCUUAAAUCUUUGAAUCUUAAUCGUAAUAAGCUAAGUGGAUCACUGAGUGAUAUAUUUGGAAAACUUACAAAACUCACUACGAUGGACCUCUCCUACAAUUCAAUAUCAGGCAGUUUGCCUCAGGGUCUUAAAUCCCUCUCAAGCCUCAGCAAAUUGCACAUACAGAAUAAUCAAUUUACUGGAUCAAUAGAUGUUCUAGCUGAUCUUUCGCUUGACAAUUUGAAUGUAGCAAACAACCAAUUUAAUGGCUGGAUUCCUGAUGAGCUGAAAGACAUCAAACAUUUAGAGACCGGAGGAAAUAGGUGGUCUUCUGGACCAGCUCCUCCUCCGCCUCCUGGGCAGAAACCACACACGAGGAAGUCAAAAAAGGAAUCUGGAAAAUCUGGCCUGUCUAAAGGAGCUAUUGCUGGGAUAUUAGUGGGUGUUUUGGUGGUACUUGGUGUUAUAAUUGCUCUACUUUCAAGAAGAAAAAGAUCUUCAUCAACCUCCUCCCAUUUUCUUGAAGAAAAUAAGUUAAGCCGGCGUCAACCUUUUACUCCUCUUUCUUCUCAGGAGUUAUCUAGUGAUGUUCAUGCCAAGAUGCAGGAGGACUUCAAAGAUUCAUCAUCCGCUACAGAAAAACAUCUGCAAACAUCUUCCUCAAUGGGUCUUAGGCGUCUUAAUUCAGAGCGUCACAAGUCCUUUAACAAGAAGGAGAUGGCAAAUGUUCCAGCUUCAGAUCAUCUCAAGGCGUUCAACGAUAAAGAGUUCGCAAAUCCUUCGAAUGUUAAAAGAAGCAGUUCAAUUAAGAUACCUCAGUAUUCAUUAGCUGAUUUGCAGAAUGCAACUGGUAACUUUGCAGGUUCUAGCCUUCUUGGUGAGGGAUUAAUUGGUCGAGUAUACAAGGCAAAAUAUCCAGAUGGCAGGGUUUUGGCGGUAAAGAAAAUAGACUCCUCUUUUUUCCAAGAUGGGCAGAGAACAGAAUUCACAGAAGUUGUUAACAUAAUGUCCAAGUUUCACCAUGCAAAUAUAGUUGAAGUUAUUGGUUAUUGUUCAGAACAGGGACAGAAUAUGUUAAUCUUUGAGUAUUUUAGAAAUGGUUCGCUUCAUGAAUUUCUACAUGUGUCGGAUGACUUCAGCAAACCGCUAACAUGGAAUACAAGAGUCAGAAUCGCUCUAGGCACUGCUCGUGCUCUUGAGUACCUGCAUGAGGUUUGUUCUCCAUCCUAUCUCCACAAGAAUAUAAGAACUUCAAACAUUGUGCUAGAUGCUGAAUUGAAUCCUCAUCUCUGUGAGUGUGGCUUGGCAAUGUUUCAUGAGCGUGCAAGCAAAAACUUGAAUGCUGGGUACACUGCUCCGGAAUGCACAAAACCCUCUGCAUAUACUUUGAAGAGUGAUGUUUAUAGCUUCGGAGUUGUCAUGUUGGAAUUGUUAACGGGGCGCAAGCCUUUUGACAGUUCAAAGCAAAGAUCAGAACAGUAUCUGGUCCAAUGGGCAUCACCGCAACUACAUGAUCUAGAUGCCUUGGAGAGAAUGGCUGAUCCUGCUCUGCGUGGACUUUAUCCUCCUAAAUCUCUCUCUAGAUUUGCUAAUGUGACUGCUCUGUGCGUUCAGUCGGAGCCAGAAUUUCGACCAAACAUGUCUGAGGUGGCCCGUUUAGUUCAAAGGUCGAAUAUGAGCCAGAGAGAUGAUUUAAGUGCGUCUCGGCGAACAAAUGAUGAUGAUGAUGAUUACUGAUUUCAGGUUCUCUGCCAACUUGACGAAAUGAGGAAGAGUACUUGUGUGUUUCUCUAUUCUUUUUCUUUUCCCUUAUUUCGUUCAGUACUUUUGUGUCCAAAGUUAAAUCUGCAUAAAAGGAUAUAUACUACGUUUGGAAUUGGGAUAAAGUAUAUCUUCCUUGCAAUAUGGCUCUUUUACAGCACAGAAUUGAUAAAAUAAACAUCAGAUUAUAAACACGACCCCGACCCUACACGAGAAAGAUUAGGAAAAAGGAAGAAUGCAAACUGAUUGGAAAAACUAUGCUACUAUGUAGCAUCAAAUAAGUGGUGAAAGCAUUUCAUUUUGCUUAUAACAUAACAACAGGUGAAAGUUGUAACUUUUCUUACUUGUCAGGAUGAGACUGUAUGACGAGUAAUUAUAAUCUUUUCAUCCUUAAGAAUACGUGACUACCACUUUUUAUGUUCAUCUUCUCCCGUAAGAAAUGAAGUGUUAAGAGUUGUAUUGAUUUUACCCAUCAAAUGAUUAAAGACCUUUGUCGUCACGAUGAUGAGUAUUUUGAGUAUCGCAAAGCGCUUCCAGUAGAUUAUUCUUGAUCGAAUAUGAUUUUUUUGAGGAUCAAACUCCUUAAUUUUCUAUGUGAAUUUAGACAUAGAA
Capsicum annuum is the source of this 3312-nucleotide messenger RNA. RefSeq names its product protein STRUBBELIG-RECEPTOR FAMILY 5. The transcript is spliced from 16 exons. Bases 526 to 2676 code for a protein of 716 amino acids. Lineage: Eukaryota; Viridiplantae; Streptophyta; Magnoliopsida; Solanales; Solanaceae. Gene Ontology annotation, biological process: protein phosphorylation. The record is from RefSeq and is a predicted model, not a curated record. Gene Ontology annotation, molecular function: ATP binding; receptor serine/threonine kinase binding; protein kinase activity.